Messenger RNA from Colletotrichum lupini, 270 nucleotides. RefSeq lists its product as uncharacterized. The record is from RefSeq and is a predicted model, not a curated record. The coding region runs from base 1 to 270 and encodes 89 amino acids. NCBI's taxonomy places the organism in Eukaryota, Fungi, Ascomycota, Sordariomycetes, Glomerellales, Glomerellaceae. The transcript has 2 exons.
AUGUUGAAAAAGCAAAAAAAGGGGGACGAUGCUGUCAAACAGGGUAGGGACAUCAACCUCUUCCACCCUGGCGACACGCAUACACGCACCCUCUAUCUGAAUACCCGGCGUGGCGCUGCGAAUGGCAACAUAGUCCUUCGGUCAGCCUUCAAGGGGCAAAUGUCCAAACUCUGCCUUUCCUCGCAGCGUGAUCGCAACCUGAUAUCAGAUCGUUAUCACUAUGUAGCCCCUUCGUUUACCAAAGUUGUGCUCGGCUGGCUAGACUUCUAG